This is a messenger RNA of Miscanthus lutarioriparius, 318 nucleotides long. NCBI's taxonomy places the organism in Eukaryota, Viridiplantae, Streptophyta, Magnoliopsida, Poales, Poaceae. The record is from the annotation of a GenBank genome assembly.
AUGGAGCACCAGCUGCGCCAGCUGCUGCACUUGGAGCACUUCAUGCCCAGCAGCUCGGGCUUCUUUGCCGUCGACAGCGGCCAAGACCCCGCUCAUUUCCCAAACGGCGGGUUGUUCGUCGAGCACGUCGGCGCCACCGAUGACAGCGGGUGGGUGGAGGGCCUCAUGCAGCUGGGCGAGGAGCUGUUCGGUGGCCAGGCCGAUGGUGAUGAUGUCAAUGGCACUGGCAUCAUGGCGACGAGCAUCACUACCAGUAGUGGCAGUGCAAGCGACAAUGGUGGCUCCCUAGAUGGUCUGCCACCGAGCAUAUCCACAUGA